AUGAUGAUGACAUCUAAUGAAAGCACCAAUGAGAAAGCUGUGGCUCACUUCAUUUUGCUUGGUUUUCAAAGCUCUCCAGCCAUUAGGAGUUGCCUCUUGUUAUUUUUCAUUGUGGCAUACAUAUUCAUAAUCCUGCAAAAUGUAGCAGUGAUUGUGAUAGUCCAAUGGGAUUCCAAGCUGCAUACACCAAUGUACUUCUUUCUAACCAAGUUGGCAUGCUUAGAAAGCUUGUAUGUGUCAGUGACAAUCCCUAAAAUCUUGGAUGGCCUUGUAACUAGCAAUAACACAAUUUCUGUAGGUGGGUGCUUACUACAAUUGUACUUCUUCCUUUCGCUGGCAUGUACAGAGUGCUUCCUCUUAGCAGCAAUGGCUUUUGAUCGAUAUUUGGCUAUUUGUACUCCAUUACGCUACCACAGUAUCAUGACAAACAAGAUGUGCUGGAGUCUGACUUGGGCAAGCCUGUUUUUGGGCUUCUUGUCUUGCUCAUUCUCGGUAGGUCUAAUCUCUAAACUGAAUUUUUGUGGACCUAAUGUUAUCAACCACUAUGUGUGUGACAUCUCUCCGGUCAUUAACCUUUCCUGUGAGGACAUUUCAGCUGUAGAAUUAGUGGAUUUUAUCACAGCAUUGAUUGUGUUGCUUAGUUCAUCAGUGCCAAUCACUGUAUCGUAUAUUUCUAUAAUAUCCACUGUACGCAAAAUACCCUCUGGCAGAGGAUGGAAAAAAGCAUUUUCUACUUGUGCCUCCCACCUGGCUGUAGUAAUUAUAUUUUUUGGAACAACCAUCUUUAUGUAUGCACGGCCCAUGGCCAUUCAGUCUUUUAAUGUUAAUAAAUUUCUGUCUGUGCUGUAUUCAGUAAUAAUCCCUGUAAUUAACCCCAUGAUUUACACACUGAGAAACAAUGAUAUAAAAAGGAGCAUGAAAAACAUAUUUGGCACGAGUUUACUUUUGACAAAAUAA
This is a messenger RNA of Xenopus tropicalis (tropical clawed frog), 957 nucleotides long. It is a transcript of the gene or6ag1, whose product is annotated as olfactory receptor family 6 subfamily AG member 1. The coding region runs from base 1 to 957 and encodes 318 amino acids. Gene Ontology annotation, cellular component: plasma membrane; membrane. Lineage: Eukaryota; Metazoa; Chordata; Amphibia; Anura; Pipidae. The transcript has a single exon. Gene Ontology annotation, biological process: signal transduction; detection of chemical stimulus involved in sensory perception of smell; G protein-coupled receptor signaling pathway. The record is from RefSeq and is a predicted model, not a curated record. Gene Ontology annotation, molecular function: G protein-coupled receptor activity; olfactory receptor activity.